AUGGGAAUCUCUUCUGGAGCCGCAAAGUCAACAGCAGCAAGACCAGCCCUAAAAAGAAACUAUUUGAACAAAACAAAUGAACUAACGUAUUCUGAAAAUGAGAUUGUUCAAAAUUUUAUUCUCAUUUGGUUAGAUGCGAUCACUGGUGAUCCGGAAGAUUCUCACUAUACUUUAUCUCAAUUACAAAAAAUCGUUAAUUCAAUUACACUACAUACUGAUGUGGACGCAUCGUGUAAAUUUAUUCAAAAGGAAAGAGAUGAACAGAUAUUUCUUAUUGCAUCUGGAACCCUCGGAAAAACAUUAGUGCCACUUAUUCAUCAUUAUGUUCGACUUGAUUCCAUUUAUAUAUUUUGCCAGCAACCAUCGUUUCACGGAUGGACAGAAAAAUGGAAAAAGAUAAAACUUGUUUCGAAUCAAAUUGAACGUAUUUGCCAAGCACUUGUAAGGGAUAUUUCGCAAUGUGAGCAAGAUUUAACUCCAACUAGUAUUCUAUCAUCGAAAGAUUCUUCAAAUCAAGAUUUACAACAAGUCGAUUCAUCAUUUAUGUAUUCACAGCUGAUAAAAGAAAUUCUACUUGAAAUGACCUAUGACGAGCGAGCAAUAAAGGAGCUUGCUGAUUUUUGUCGAAAAAAGUACAAGGAAAAUGUUGAUGAAUUAAAAAUUAUUAAUGAAUUCGAAAAUCAUUAUCACGAACAUCCACCUAUCUGGUGGUAUACACGUGAGUGUUUUACUUAUCAAAUGCUAAACAGUAGUUUGAGAACUUUCAAAAUUAAUACUAUUGCUACGAUGGGCUUCUUUAUGAAAGAUAUUCAUGAACAAAUCAAAGAAAUACAUUCGAAAAGAUCCAAUAGAAUGGGACCAUUUAUCGUUUAUCGAGGUCAAGGAAUGCUUAAUGACGAAUUUAUGGAAAUACAUAAUAAUAUCGGUGGUCUACUUUCAUUCAAUAGUUUUCUUUCUACUACUGUGGAUUUAAAUGUUGCAAUGAAAUUUGCACAAAGAUCUGUAGGUCGAGAUGGCAAAACUUCCGUUCUAUUUGAAAUAGAAGUCGACCCGAUGUUAACAUCAACGCCAUUUGCUUCGUUGAAUAAUGUGAGUUAUUAUACAAAAAAAGAAGAAGAGAUUCUUUUCUCGAUGCACACUGUUUUUCAAGUCGUUCAAGUCAAAGAGCACAAUGAUCACAUUUGGAAAAUCAAUUUGAAAUCUGUGAGAAAUAAUGAUUUACAAAUUACACGAUUAACUGAACAGAUGCGACGGGAAAUCGGUGAAGGUAGUACAAUCGACCGAUUAGGUCGAUUGAUGAUUACAUUAGGCGAAAUCGAAAAAGCCGAAGCAGUCUAUGAACUAUUACGUGAAUUAACACCUGAACAUGAUAAAAAAAUAUUUGCCUGGAUACGUAAUCAAUUAGGAUACAUUAAAUAUAAACAAGGAUGUUAUACGAAAGCUCAAGAAUUCUAUAAAGAUGCACGUGAAAUUCAAGAAAAAAUGCGUCCUUCAACUGAUAUUGAUCUAGCAGUUACUUAUAGUAAUAUGGGUUUGCUGUAUACAAACUUAAACGACACUUCUAAUGCAUUGUUAUAUCAUCAAAAAGCUCUUGAAAUACGAAAAAAAAAUCUCAAAGUAAACCAUCAAGAUCUAGCUACUACUUAUAACAAUAUUGGACUCGUAUAUUAUGAAAGGCAAGAAUUUUCAACUGCUUUGUCAUAUUAUGAAAGGACACUUAAAAUAUAUCAAGAAAUUCUGCCAGAAAAUCAUCCUUGGUUGGCUACAGCCUACAAAAAUAUUGGUCUUGCCCAAAUAUCGAUGAAAGAACGCAUGACCGGACUCAAUAAUCUUUGCAAAGCAAUGGAUAUACGAAAAAUGGUUCUUCCGUCUAAUCAUCCAUCGAUAGCAUCUAUAUGUUGUAGCAUUGGUGAAGUAUAUAGAGAAACAGGAGACUACUCGACUGCAUUCAAAUUCUAUGAAGAAGCACUAGAUAUUGAAAAAAAGGCUCCUAAAAUUAAUUAUUCAAGUUUAGCUAUGACUUAUUACAAAAUAUCGAGAAUAUUAAAUGAGCUCAAGCAAUAUGAUAAUGCUGUGAAAUAUGCCGAACUUGCUGUUCAGUCGGCUACGAAGUCAUCAACACCAAAUGAUGAAGAUGCAAAAAAAUUUGUAGACAACUUCGAACGACUUCAAACAAAACUAUAA
Rotaria sp. Silwood1 is the source of this 2184-nucleotide messenger RNA. Lineage: Eukaryota; Metazoa; Rotifera; Eurotatoria; Philodinida; Philodinidae. The record is from the annotation of a GenBank genome assembly.